AUGUCACUGGGUGGUCCGUACUCUUCUUCUUUUAAUGACGCCGUGUACGCUGUAUUAGAUGCAGGUAUUCCAGUGGUAGUCAGCGCUGGAAAUGACGGCCAGGCUGAUGCGUGUGAUAAAUCCCCUGCAAGCGUAAGCGGAGCCCUCACAGUUGGCGCCACCCAGAUAGAUGAUUACGUGGCUUCGUUCAGUAACAUCGGAUCAUGCGUCGAUAUUUACGCUCCUGGGAGGAAAAUAAGAGCCGCCAACUACGCAAACAGCAACGGUUGGACCGAGAAAAGUGGGACGUCAAUGGCGUCCCCUCUCGUCGCCGGUGCAGCCGCGGGCUUGUUGCAGGUUUUACGCGACGCUGGGUUUCAUAGCGUCCCGUCGACAAGCCUUGUUGACGACAUCAACUAUUACAUCGUCCAGUUUGCAGAGAAGGACACAGUGAAGGGACUCCCGUCUACGGACAACAACAAUGUUAUGCUUCACACUACCUGUCUUACUACCUAA
Lingula anatina is the source of this 495-nucleotide messenger RNA. RefSeq lists its product as uncharacterized. The record is from RefSeq and is a predicted model, not a curated record. NCBI's taxonomy places the organism in Eukaryota, Metazoa, Brachiopoda, Lingulata, Lingulida, Lingulidae. Gene Ontology annotation, molecular function: serine-type endopeptidase activity. Gene Ontology annotation, biological process: proteolysis.